AUGCUGGUUUGGCGGUACAGAUUGUGCCAUACAGAUUUUGCUGACUAUAAAAUCACUCUGUUCCGUGAUGACGUUGAACAGCAUAUGACUUGCGACUCGGGACGACCAUGUAGCCGCUGUAUAAAACGCAACAUCGGUCACCUGUGUCAUGACAAACCUCGUGAACCCACGAAACGCGUGAAGAACGACUCGGAAGGCACCGUUGCCGCCGCGUCCGCAACUGAAGAUAGUCCUGCUGCAAACAAUGACUUUGAGAGUAAAGGCAUGUCGCAAUCUAUCGAAGGACGUGAAACCUUAGAUGAGCAAAUAUUGCCGGAUACCGCCCUUUCCAUGCAACCGCCUUCCUUGACCUCCUCGCAGAACGCUCCGCCGCAGGAUAUAGCCGCUUCCGGGCCGAGUAUUGACGUUGGCCAGCAGGGCUUAAUGGGCUAUAAUAACGAAUGGCGGCUUGGUGGGCAGAAUAACCAGUUUCAAGAUAUCCACACUUUCCACCCAUCUUACAUGUUUAAUGCACCCGAAUUCACCAACGAGUAUAACCUCCUCAACGACUUUCUCAGCACUAGCCUUCUAGACGACGGAUCAAUGUACCCCAACGAAGAGGUAAGGGGUAUCUACUCCGACAUGUCUCUUCUAAAUUCGAUGGCCACGAACCUAUCCCGGAAUAACGAUGGCUUCCAACAACAGCAACAACCAUCCUCAAUAUCCCCUUCGCAAUUCAUCAAUCCUUCACUGGCAACCCAGGGAGGCUCCAUACAGCCACCCAACAGCACUGUCGGGAACGACAAGGCUAAAGAAACAUACUACAUGACAGCUGCUGACCCGUCCGGCACUGACCCUCCGGAGGAACGUAUGAAUAAGCUCCUCAAGGCCAAAUAUGACGCCGGCCUGUUGAAACCGUUCAACUAUGUAAACGGCUAUGCUCGACUGAAUAAAUACAUGGAAGAGCACUUGCAACCCAGUUCACGACAGAAAAUCCUCCGUCAGCUGGAUAAGUUUCGCCCUGCAUUCAGAGAGCGUAUGCAUGCCCUUACCGAUAUUGAGUUAGUGUUAGUCGAGAUGUGGUUUGAGAGAAGUUUAAUGGAGUACGAUCGCGUGUUUGCAAGUAUGGCCAUUCCGGCCUGCCUAUGGCGGAGAACCGGCCAGAUAUUCAGAGGCAACCAAGAGAUGGCUCAGCUCAUCGAUGUGCCCAUGGAUUCCUUGCGAGAUGGUAAACUUGCUAUUCAUGAAAUAGUGGUUGAAGACCAACUUGUCAGCUACUGGGAGAAAUUCGGCGCCAUCGCGUUCGACAGCUCUCAAAAGGCGAUGCUUACAAGCUGUACGCUGAAGAGCCCUGACCCAAACAGCCCUAAGAAGAAUAUCCCCUGCUGCUUUUCCUUUACCAUCCGCCGAGACAACCACAAUAUCCCCUCCUUGAUAGUAGGGAACUUCCUACCAACAAAACGCGUAGACGUGCACCGAUAG
Microsporum canis CBS 113480 is the source of this 1461-nucleotide messenger RNA. RefSeq lists its product as hypothetical. NCBI's taxonomy places the organism in Eukaryota, Fungi, Ascomycota, Eurotiomycetes, Onygenales, Arthrodermataceae. Bases 1 to 1461 code for a protein of 486 amino acids. The transcript is spliced from 5 exons. The record is from RefSeq and is a predicted model, not a curated record. Gene Ontology annotation, cellular component: nucleus. Gene Ontology annotation, molecular function: RNA polymerase II transcription regulatory region sequence-specific DNA binding.